This is a messenger RNA of Gaeumannomyces tritici R3-111a-1, 864 nucleotides long. Its product is annotated as dephospho-CoA kinase. Gene Ontology annotation, biological process: coenzyme A biosynthetic process. The coding region runs from base 1 to 864 and encodes 287 amino acids. The record is from RefSeq and is a predicted model, not a curated record. Lineage: Eukaryota; Fungi; Ascomycota; Sordariomycetes; Magnaporthales; Magnaporthaceae. Gene Ontology annotation, molecular function: ATP binding; dephospho-CoA kinase activity. The transcript has a single exon.
AUGCUGCUCAUCGGACUUACCGGCUCCAUCGCGACGGGCAAGUCGACCGUGUCGGCCCUGCUCUCGUCGCCGCCGUACUCGAUGCCGGUUGUCGAUGCGGACCUCCUUGCCCGCCAGGUCGUCGAGCCCGGCACUUCGGGCUACAAGGCCAUCGUAGCGCACUUUGGGUCCUCGACGCCGGACCUCCUCCUCCCACCGAUCCCUGAGGGGCAAGACAGCGUGCCGGCGGCCGGGCCGGUGCCGAGGCGGGAGCGGGCGCGGGAGGAGAAGCACGGGCGGCCCAUCAACCGUGCGGUGCUGGGGCGGCGGGUCUUUGGCGACGAGCCGGAGCGGCGGGCGGACCGGGCGGCGCUCAACGGCAUCGUGCACCCGGCGGUGCGGCGGGCCAUGUACAGGGCGCUGCUGCGGCACUACCUCUCGGGCCACCGGGCCGUGGUGCUCGACGUGCCGCUGCUCUUCGAGGCCGGCAUGGACCUCAUGUGCGGCGCCGUGGCCGUCGUGGCCGUGCGGGACCCGGCCGUGCAGAUGGCGCGGCUCCGGGCGCGCGACCCGCACCUGUCGCAGGAGGACGCCGAGAACCGCGUGCGGUCGCAGGGCGACGUGCGCGACAAGGCCAGGCGCUGCGAGGCGCGCGGCGCCGGCAGGGGCGCCGUGGUGUGGAACGACGGCGACAGGGCCCAGCUCGAGCGCGAGGUCGCGCGGGCCGUCGACGAGAUCUACGCGCGCAGCCCGGCCUGGUGGAGCUGGGCGCUGCUGCUGUGCCCGCCGCUCAGCGUGGCCGUCGGGGCGUGGAGCUUUUGGCAGAACAAGCGCAUCAACCGCAGGUGGAGGGAGACGGAGGAGAAGGAGAGGGCGAAGCUGUAG